Messenger RNA from Aspergillus brunneoviolaceus CBS 621.78, 3613 nucleotides. RefSeq names its product DNA repair protein SMC6. Gene Ontology annotation, biological process: double-strand break repair via homologous recombination. Gene Ontology annotation, molecular function: damaged DNA binding; single-stranded DNA binding. Lineage: Eukaryota; Fungi; Ascomycota; Eurotiomycetes; Eurotiales; Aspergillaceae. The transcript has 14 exons. Bases 206 to 3595 code for a protein of 1129 amino acids. Gene Ontology annotation, cellular component: site of double-strand break; nucleus; Smc5-Smc6 complex. The record is from RefSeq and is a predicted model, not a curated record.
AUUCCACACUUCAAGAGAAAAGAAAGAAAGAGCAUCGGCGCUAGCUUUUCGACUUCUUUGUAAUUUGCAUCACCAACCAUUCUCACCAAACCAGGCCACUUCUCCUUUAAUAAAAGGGGGUCCCAGCGCACUCCAGUGGUCGAAUACUUCUCAUACCAAACCAUACCAAGUUUCUCAUGCCCAAGUCAGAUCAUUCAAGUUUUCAAUGCCGUCAAGUAAGCGCCCCCAGGCGUUCUCUGUGGACCCAAAUGAGGAGAGGCAAUCAGACGCACCCCCAUCGCGAAAACGCAUGCGCGGAACUAACUCUUCCGGAUCCGAUGAAGUCAACGACGAUGACAUCCAAGACACAACAUCUCCAUACAUAUCGGAACCGCCCGACGAUGAUGAGGAUGAACUUGAGCUUCGUGCUACACAAGUGAUCCAGGAGAAGUAUUCAUUUGCUGGUGAUGAGCCGAACGUGCCUGCCGAGCAUGGCAUUCUGGAGCGCGUCGAGUGCUACAAUUUCAUGUGUCAUGACCAUUUUUACAUCGAGCUCGGUCCGCUGAUAAAUUUUGUUGUUGGAAAAAAUGGUUCUGGCAAGAGUGCAGUCCUCACGGCUAUCACUCUAUGUUUGGGUGGCAAAGCUUCAGCCACAAACCGUGGGCAAAGUCUGAAGAGUUUCAUCAAGGAAGGCAAAGAGAGCGCAACCAUUGUAGUGCGGAUCAAGAAUCAGGGUGAUGGCGCUUACAUGCCAGAUGAUUAUGGAAAAUCAAUCAUUAUCGAGCGCCACUUCUCCAAGAUGGGCACCAGUGGGUUCAAGAUCAAGUCUGAUAGUGGGCGUAUCGUCUCUACUAAGAAAGCGGAGCUUGAUUCUAUCAUUGACUACUUUACCCUGCAGUUUGACAACCCGAUGAACGUUCUUUCGCAGGAUAUGGCUCGUCAAUUCCUUAGCUCGUCUAGCCCCAGUGAUAAGUACAAAUUUUUCGUGAAGGGUGUUCAAUUGGAACAACUUGACCAGGACUACCGUCUAAUUGAAGAGUCUGGAGAUCAGAUCGAGGCGAAGCUAAAAAGCAGAGUGCAAGAUAUCACAAUUCUGAAAAGUCGUCAGGAUGCAGCAAAGCGGAAACUAGAUUUAUCUGACCAGCAUGAAUCUCUGCGUAAUCACAUUCGAAAUCUUCGCAAUCAAAUGGCUUGGGCUCAAGUGGAGGAACAAGAGCGGAUCCAGGAUUCUUUGAAAACAGAGAUGACGACAGCCGAUGAGGAUAUAGCUGCUGCUGAAGCGGAUCUCGGGAGCUAUGAACGUCGCAUACAGGAAGCAGAGAGAGAAACCGAACUUGCGGCCGAAUUUGUCCAGCAGGCUACCUCCAAGCUUGAGACUUGUCAAUUAAGUAGGGAUGAGAUCAAACAUAAAAUGGACGCUCAAUUAAGUGAACGUCAUGGUCUACAGGCCCAGCAACGCCAGAUCAGAGAGUAUUUAAGGGCUGCGGAGACUAGAAUAGCUGAAAGUCGGAAGAAGCUUGCAGAUGAGCACCAGCGCUUGAGUGAUAUAAGUGGGGGAAGCUUUAUCAGAAAACAAGAGGAACUCGAGCAGGCAAAAGCCGGCGCGGAAGAUGCCCGUGCUCGGUUCAAGGAGCAUGAAGCCGAGAGAAACCGCUUGUAUGAGAAGAUAGGUGAAGCUGAAAAGGAAGUGAAAUUAGCCGCUGCCCCUGUCAAUAAGGUUAAAGCCGACAUUGAGCAAGCACAGUCGGUUCUACAAAACUUGAGCAGAGAGGGCGGGGCGAGAAAUUCUGGCUUUCACGAAAGAAUGCCAGCGCUUACCAAGGCCAUUGAACAAGAAGGGUCCUUCCGCAGACGCCCCGUGGGCCCAAUUGGGCACUAUGUCAGUUUGCUGAAGCCAAAAUGGUCCUCUAUUCUGGAGAAUUCGCUCGGUACGACUUUGAGCAGCUUUGUUGUGACCUCGAAAAGCGACAUGAACAUCUUGUCGAAUAUCAUGCAGAGAGUCAAUUGUGUAUGCCCGAUUUUCAUAGGAAGCGAUGGUCAUCUUGAUACGUCAAACCACGAACCAGAUCCCAACUAUGACACAGCCCUGCGGGUACUUCAAAUUGACAAUGAAUUAGUCCGUCGACAGCUAAUCAUAAAUCACGGAAUCGAACAGAUGCUGCUGAUAGAGGACCUAGAAGAGGCGUCGUCGGUACUUUUCGAUGGACAGAAACCCCGCAAUGUGAAAAGGUGUUAUUGCAUCGACCCCACUAAUCGGCGACGAGGAUUUCACCUUUCUUAUAGCAGAAAUGGUGAACCAAGCCAGGCGCCUGUCCCAGCCUACAAUGGGAGUCCCCGGAUGAAAUCCGACCUUGCGUCUCAGAUUAGCAUGCAGAAAGACGUACUCGCAGACUUGCGUAGAAAUCUCAGUGAUCAAGAGCAGUCUCUUCGAUCCGCUCGCUCUAGUCUCGAAGGCUGCAAACAAGCACGCGUGAGACAUGACAGGAGAAGCAGCGAACUACGUAUCGCAGUGCAGAAAGCAGAAGACCUUAUUGAUGAGAUCACCGAGGCACUCGAUAAAGAAUCUGUGGAAGACGGACGCAUUGAUGUACUUCAGACUACCCUGGAAGAAGCAGAAGAAGAGAAACGCUUGAACGAAGGGUCCCUACAGGAUGGUAUUGAAGCUAUGGAUGCCAUGAUGGAGGGACUGAAAGCGAUCAAACACGAGCUUUCGGCCAAAGAAGCAGAGGUUUAUACAAUGAAUGAAGAGCUCAGGUUGGCUCAAAACGAAGCACAAAUGAGCAUGGAAAACCGCCGAAGAUCAAUCCGCGAGAAGAACGCAGUAAUUGAGCGAAUCAGUGACAGCAAAAAAGGUAGAACUCGAAUUCAGCAGAGGCUGGAAGAGAUAGCUGCACGUAUCCUCGACUUCAGCGAGAAAGCGAGCUUGGUCUCACCGCGGGUUGCAAUAGCUGAGGGUGAAACCGCCGCCAGCCUAGAUAAGAAGCUCGAUAGGCUUCAUACGGAUCUUAGGCGAUAUAACCAGGAAUUGGGGGCAACCCGCGAGGAACUCGCUGCUCAGGCCUCCAGGGCAAAGGAAGCCUACGAACAGGCGCUGAAACAAGUCAAUGAGUUUCAAACACUGGCCGAAGUACUUAAAACAACUCUCGACCAUCGCAAGAAACGCUGGCGGAUUUUCAGGUCGCAUAUCUCCUCACGCGCCAAGGCACAAUUCACCUAUCUACUCAGCGAAAGGAGCUUUCGAGGUCGACUUUUGACAGAUCACGAGGGAAAACUACUGGAUCUACAAGUCGAGCCUGACAUAACGAAAGACAGUGUGGGCCGUGGUGCAAAGACGCUUUCUGGCGGUGAGAAGUCUUUCUCCCAGGUAUGCCUGCUUCUGGCAUUGUGGGAGGCUAUGGGAUCCCCGAUUCGAUGCUUGGACGAGUUUGAUGUGUACAUGGAUCAUAUCAACAGAAAAAUGGCGAUUGACAUGCUAAUGCUCGCGGCAAGGCGGUCAAUCGGUCGGCAGUUUAUACUCAUUACGCCCGGAUCCAGGGCGGAGAUAAGCUUGGCGCCAGAUGUUCGCGUGAAGGAGUUGGCAGAACCCGAACGGGGGCAGACAAGGCUGGCUUUCUAGACAUACAGUACAAGGUCA